AUGAAAGGAAAGACUGGCCUGAAAUGUUUAUGCAUCAAUUGUGUGUAUAAAAAUAACACAUGUGAAACAGAUGGCAUUUGCUUGGCUUCUGCCUUUCUUAUUGAUAGAACAGUAAAACAGUGGAAGACCUGUGUGCAUCGCCAGCAGAUGAUUCCACCAGGGAACCCCUUCAUCUGUGCCAGUGUGAAAAUGGUGUCAAAAACCAUCUGUUGUGACACAAACUACUGUAAUAGCGCAGAUGUAGAGCUAGCACUACCUAAAGGCUUACCACUUCUUAUCCAAAGGACUGUUGCCAGAACAAUUGUUCUUCAUGAAAUUGUGGACAAAGGACAGUUUGUUGAAGUCUGGCAUGGAAAGUGGCAUGGAGAUGAUGUAGCAGUAAAAAUUUUCUCCUCAUGUAAAGAGUGGUCCUGGUUCAGAGAAGUAGAAAUCUAUCAAACUGGGAUGCUACAUCAUGAAAAUAUCCUGGGUUUCAUUGCUGCUGACACUAAAGAUACUGGCACGUGGACUCAGCUUUGGCUUGUGUUAGAGUACCAUGAGAAUGGUUCACUCUUUGACUACCUAAACAGAUUCAUUGUGACUAUUGAUGGUAUGAUGAAGUUUGCCAUCUCUAUUGUGAGUGGACUAGCACAUCUCCAUAUGGAGAUGAUUGGCACACAAGGUAAACCUGCUAUUGCACACUGUGACCUCAAAUCAAAAAAUAUUCUUGUAAGAAAUAAUGGAACAUGUGUCAUUGCUGAUUUUGGUUUGGCAAAACGACAUGAUAAAGCAACAGAUAACAUCAUCACAUCACCUGGUCGUAGAGUGGGAACCAAGAGGUACAUGGCACCAGAAGUUAUUAAUGACUCUAUUAAUAAGAGUGAUUUUGACUCAUUCAAGUACAUUGAUAUAUAUGCUUUGGGUCUGAUCUAUUGGGAAAUAGCACACAGAUGCUGUGCUGGAGGAUCGCACGAUGAGUAUCACUUGCCUUAUUACAAUCUUGUUCCUUCGGAUCCUUCCAUAGAAGAUAUGAGAACAGUAGUUUGUGAACAAAACCUGAGACCAACAAUUCCAAAUCAAUGGCAAAACUUUCAGGCACUACAGAUGAUGGGUAAAAUCAUGCAGGAAUGUUGGAAUGCCAAUGCAGCUGCACGACUAACAGCACUUCGCAUCAAGAAAACACUCUCCAAAUUAAAAGUGGAGGAGUAG
Messenger RNA from Chiloscyllium plagiosum (whitespotted bambooshark), 1188 nucleotides. The record is from RefSeq and is a predicted model, not a curated record. Lineage: Eukaryota; Metazoa; Chordata; Chondrichthyes; Orectolobiformes; Hemiscylliidae.